GCAGCUAAUCCUCAGGGCUUACUCACUUCUCAUAAGAGGGCUUUACCAACAGAACCAAUGCCCAAAAAUUCUCCCCAAACAAUCACUGGCUCUUUGGUUUGCCCUACCAGGAGAACCUUUAUCCUAGGAGGAAAACAAACCUUGUUACAACAGCUGAGUGUGGCAGAGUGGAGAACAGUGGGCCUGGUUCAUCGGCCAGCCCUGGGAGUGUGAGAGUUUGACGACCUCAGUAGGAACAUGCACUUCAUGAGCAGUACUCUGUGUUUGCUGCUGCUUUGGCUUCUGGGGAGAAUGCUGGAAGUAAAAGGGCAGGAGCAGGGGUACCUGCCGGAGGCUCUCAGGGCCUUGAAUCUGCCCCUGGGGCCGGACAACAAGCCUUACCUCCAGAAGAACAGAACCAGUGUACUGAUUGCCACGCUUCUUCGGGCAGUGCACUGUUCAGAGCUGAUUGGUACCUCUCAGGACAUGUGUGAGAAGUGCCUGACACCAGACAUAGCCCUAUCUGUGCUAAAGGAUGAUGGGAAGGCAUUCCUCACUGAGGACGACUAUGUGCAGAUCUCAACUGUCUUGCUGUACUAUAUAAUUAAUUUGCAAGACCUGUGUGUGUCAAAUGCUGCCCCUUCUUCCUUUGCCUCCUCAUCUGCGAACUUUCAGUUCUAUCUUCUGGCCCUCACUAACCUCCAUCCAGCUGAAGACAACAGUUUCCUUUCAUCCAAUGAAACAGAAAGUAUUCUGCAGCUCAUCAACCUGCACUAUGAGCCAUCCAGCCAACACACAUCCUCUCAUUCUCAAUGCAUUGAUGCAGAUCGUCUCUUGGAAGAUGUUGACAUUAAGGGAAAUCCUGGUGCUGGUGCAUCUGCUGUUCCCAGAGUGGCCGCAGCCAUCAUUAGUCAUAUUCUCCAAGGCCACUGUUUCAGACGUAGGAACCUGCCAUCCCCUGCCUUCUUCACAGACUAUAUAUUUCAGUCUCUAAAUUGCACAAGUACCAUGCAAGUUAUGGACCUGGAGGAGUUGCUUCAUCAGUUGGGAGUAGGACGGGAAGGAGUGAUGCACUCUCAUGACAGGAAGAGACGAAGCAUCCGGAGAGGUUCAAAGAAGGUGGCUAGGCAGUCACACGAUAGCUGCAACCAUGAAACUGGGGGAUUAAACAGUAAUUGGGCACAGGUAUGUUUUUCGGCCAAUCAGCUGGUGGAUAUUUUUGCUCUGGAUCCGCAUUUGCCGAUUUCCAAGGAACACUUCAGACAAAUUUCCCCAGCUAUCAUUCAGCAGUUGCUAGGCAAUGCGUGUGAGCCUGCAGAGCAACAAACAAGAGGAUCUCUGCCCACUGCUCUUGAGAAGUAUGGCUACAGCACGGCUGCUGUUCUUCUCAUUACUCUGGGCUCCAUGUUUGGUAUCUGCCUGAUAUUUUUCAACUCCUGCCAGGAAACCUACGCACUCAUCCUGCAGCUGUUUGUCGGCCUGGCAGUGGGAACGCUCUCAGGAGACGCUCUCUUGCACCUCAUACCACAGAUCCUUGACCUUCAUCUCAGCACGCACAGUCAUGAUGAUGAGCACUUUGUUGAAGAAAAACAGUAUUUGUGGAAGAUUUUGAGCAUGAUUGCUGGGAUUUACAGCUUUUUCCUCAUUGAAAGACUAUUCUCCUUUUUAGUUUCUUCUCAUAGUCAUGGUCACUCUGGUGAGCUUCCCUUGGAGCUGAACUGCAACAGUCACUCACAGAGAGGCAAGUCCAUCUCCACAAUACAGCUGGGACCAGUGGAUGACUUGGAGUGUACAGAAAUGUCUCCUGAGCAUGCAAACACAAGGAGCCCUUCACAUCAGAGACAAGGGAUUUCUCUGUUAGCUGUGAUGGUAAUCGUGGGAGACAGUCUUCACAACUUUGCAGAUGGCCUGGUUGUUGGGGCAGCUUUCUCCUCUUCAGCUGAGACUGGAAUAGCGACAACUGUGGCCAUCCUGUGUCACGAGAUUCCACAUGAGAUGGGGGACUUUGCAGUGCUGCUCAGUUCUGGACUCUCAGUGAAGACUGCUGUGCUAAUGAACUUUCUCAGCGCUCUGACAGCCUUCAUGGGGCUCUACAUCGGACUCUUUGUUUCCUCAGAGACAGAAGUGCAGCAGUGGAUCUUCUCUGUCACUGCUGGGAUUUUUCUCUAUUUGUCACUGGUGGAAAUGCUUCCAGAGAUGAAUCGAGUGAAGACCGACAGACCGUGUCUCAUGUUUUUCCUCCAGAACCUCGGCCUCCUGAUGGGUUGGGCCUGUCUUUUGUUGCUCGCGCUCUUUGAACAUGAACUCAAAUUCUAAAUGCAGCAUACCUCUUGCUCACAGGGUUGAGCCAAAGCAAACGCUGAGUUGUUCUACUGUUUUAAAUGUUGACUGGUUUGUUAUCAUUUCUUAGCAUGCCCAACCAGUAGUUUUGAAUAAUUAUUGCUCAAUGAGUGGGUAUUUGAUGAUGUUGUAGUCUCAACAAUGGAUCCAAAAUAUGUACUGUGGUUAGAAUCCUGUCUUUUUUUUAUACUUGAUGAUUUAUUUUUGUAUGUUAGGUACAGUAUGUGUGCCUGUAUAUGGACUCUAAAUGUCUAGUUUUAUUGCCUUAUUUGGUAGCAGCAUCUGUUGUUCAUGUUGCCACAGACAAUCAAAUCCAUUGAUUAAGAAAGUACUAUAAAUCUACCUUUUUGGGGGGGGAGUUUUUAUAUUUUCAUCCAGUGCCUUUAAACUGGUGGAAAUUUGAUAUUGUGAUUUGUAUUUUGUGACAUUUUGAUUGAUAAGCUUGCAAUAUCCAGUUAAUUUCCAAAUUAUUCAGGAAAACAAGGUUUUUUCAAAUUGCAUACCUAAUUCCAAUUAAAACUAGCACUAAAGUUUUUAAGAAUUGAUUUUCAAAAAUAUCAACAUGUUUAAAGAUAAUGCUUUUGGGUCCCUGCUUAAUAUAUUUCUAAUUAAUUCCUUUUUCUUGCUCAAUACAAGCCAAAUUAUAAAGAGUUGUGCUUUUCAGGAAUUCGGUAUAAUUUACUGUAUAUUUGGAUGACUUCUAAAUAUACACAACCUAAUUGGCUUGAUGAGAAACUAAUAUUAGGAACAAAGAAAAGGACUUAAACCUCUUCAUCAGGCACAAGCUGCUAUCAUUUACAGCUAUUUUUGAAGGCCUGUUUUGAAAAACGUUGCUCCGUUUCUGCUUCUCAUCUCAGAGGCAUUGUUCUUUGUUUUUUGAGUCCUCUCUGUGAUCCAAUAUGAGGGCACUUCCACCCACCUGAGCUACUUGUUCUCUUCAUCCACCAACCUGGAUGACUAACGCUCAUCGCUGUGCAAGACAGAAACUCCGCAGCGAUCCGACCCACACAGAGCACACGCUCUUUACCGGUCAGAGUGGGCCUGCAGAAGGAGGUGGAGAAAGAAGGGAAUGUGAUGAAUACAUAAGCACAAUGAGAUAAAUGAAACAUAGCAAAUCAACUUAUUUGUACAUAAAAUUGGAUUUGUGAUACUGAUGAGUGAGUGGGCUUAAGAGCGGAUUUUUUUUCUUUCCUUUAAUCAGCUUGCUGUGAUUAAAUUCUGGAGCUCUGAGCAUCAACAGAUUUCUGUAAAAUUUAAGCAAACAGCUGUCAAGCAUUUACUUUAUUUGUGCUGGAGGAUUAGUUUCUUCUAUGCUGAUUAUGUUAAUUUGCCAUUCUGGGCCUAUUAUCUAACUGCAAAGUCAUUUCCAAAAACACUGUCAUGAGAUUAUUUGGCUAUCAUGGCAGAAAAAGCUGACACCAUUUACUGUGACUUUCCCGAGUAAUGUUCGGACAAUAGAAGGAAGUUGAUUGCAUUUUCUUUUAUUCUAGCAAUUUUGCUGUUAUUUUAAAAAUUCCACCCUCUUCCAGGAAAGCUCCAGGCCUACUCGUUUGAGUGUAAAUCUGCUCUUUCGCACCAAAGAGGUAUUUUUUUGGCAUGUUUGUCUUUUCAAGGCAACUGCUGCCAGGAUGGAGGAAGGAAGUGCUUUUAUCUGGGCCAUGCGUAUUCUCACUUGUUCAGCAGAGACCUCUCAGAAGAGGAGUUCAGCUGCAGGGUCAUCAGGGCAGCAGAACACACAAACAAUGGGAAAAAGCUAUGAGAGAGACAGAGAACAGGAAACAUAAAAAUAUUUUUCCUUUUGAUUUGGAAGGAUCUGACUGAAAACAAUUCUUUGCACCUGUUAUUGUUGUGACACAAAAACCCAUCAGCGUAUAGCUGCUGCACACAGGGGAAAAUACCUCAGUUCUGUAUAUAUGAGUACAUUUUAGACUGUCUUUAACUCACAUGUAUUGUUUGUCUUUUUAGUCACAUUUUUUUGCAAUUCUGAGGAACAAAAACAAAAAACAAAUAUUUUACAUAAAAAAACUCAAAAUAUCACUAUUUUAAACUACUGUAUAUUGUUAAA
This is a messenger RNA of Archocentrus centrarchus (flier cichlid), 4384 nucleotides long. RefSeq names its product zinc transporter ZIP12. NCBI's taxonomy places the organism in Eukaryota, Metazoa, Chordata, Actinopteri, Cichliformes, Cichlidae. The coding region runs from base 238 to 2295 and encodes 685 amino acids. Gene Ontology annotation, biological process: zinc ion import across plasma membrane; intracellular monoatomic cation homeostasis. Gene Ontology annotation, cellular component: plasma membrane. The transcript has 13 exons. The record is from RefSeq and is a predicted model, not a curated record. Gene Ontology annotation, molecular function: monoatomic cation:bicarbonate symporter activity; zinc ion transmembrane transporter activity.